Messenger RNA from Ipomoea nil (Japanese morning glory), 1392 nucleotides. RefSeq names its product zinc finger protein ZAT5-like. NCBI's taxonomy places the organism in Eukaryota, Viridiplantae, Streptophyta, Magnoliopsida, Solanales, Convolvulaceae. The coding region runs from base 345 to 1193 and encodes 282 amino acids. The record is from RefSeq and is a predicted model, not a curated record. The transcript has a single exon.
UUAUUAUCCACCAUUUAUGAUGCACAUAUAUAUACAACUUAUUCCAUAGCUGGAAGGCUGGUAAAAGAUGCAUAUUCACGGUUACUGUUCACGGGGGCGGUUGUAAAAUUUGACACAACAAAAGACAACUCCUCCACUAGCCUCCCACUCCCACCCACUUCAAUAUAUAUAAUUCUCAAGCCCCAAAAAUUGAUUAUAUAAGCACUUUAAUUGCUAGCUCUAUAUAUUGCCUAUUCCCCAUUUCCAACUUUUUGACAACUAACUUUCUUCUUUCUUUAUUCUCCAUUGAUAUUGAGAGCUCUCUGCUUACUCCCUCGCUACGAGAAAAGACCGGAUUGGAAGUGAUGAUCAAGUUUGACGAUCACAUGGUUAGUGCGAUCAAGAAAAGGCGGACCAAGCGGCCGCGGCAGCCAUCUCCGGUUGCGUUAAGAAUGGCUACUAGCUCCUCGUCUAGUACGAUUCAGUGCCGCGGAAGUGAUGGUCAUUUCUCCGCCGCCGCCGCCGGCAGCUUUGAUCAUCUGUCCUCUUCUUCUUCGCCGUCGUCCAACUCGGAUAAUAAUAUGGAACUAAGCGUGGAUUUGGAGGAAGACAUGGCUAACUGUUUGAUCCUUUUAGCUCAAGGCCGCCACGAUCAAGAACCGCCGUCGCCGUUGGUCGCCCCCGCCGCCAACAAGGAAGUUUACGAGUGCAAGACGUGUAAUCGAGUCUUCCCUUCUUUCCAAGCCCUGGGUGGCCACAGAGCUAGUCACAAGAAACUGAAAGCGACGUCAUCGUCGUCAGCAAUUCCUUCGCCGGAAAAUCAAGAAAGUUACGAGGAUGUUACAACGUUGUCGCUGCAAAUUCCGGGCAGAGUUUUGCCGCCGCCGUCUCCCAUGCUUUCCAACAAAAACAGGAUGCACGAGUGUUCCAUUUGUGGAGCUGAGUUCACUUCCGGCCAAGCCUUGGGCGGUCACAUGAGGAGGCACAGGCCACUGCCGCCUAACGCCGCCGCAACUACCACCAGUAGCGGCGGCGGCCGUGAAGAUUCAUCGUCCCAUGACACGAAGAAAUCAAGAAACUUGAUGUCUUUUGACCUUAACCUUCCGGCGGCACCCGCGGAAGAAGAACGCCGCGAAACCACCUUCCCCUUUGCGUCGUCGAAAGAGCGAGUCAUCGUCUUCUCCACUUCUACUCUGGUCGAUUGCCAUUAUUGAUGAUUUGAUGAUCAUCAUCAACCUCACCCCGGCGGCCAGCACGUAUAUUCUUUUUUCUUUUAUCAUUAUAUUCAUCUCUCAUCAUUGAGAGCUGUGAAUUAUUAUUACUAUUAUUUUUACAUUUAUGCUCAUGAUAUACAUGUAAAAGUUUAACAUCAUUAAUGAUUCAUUAAAUAGUUACUAUUCCAUCUAUUUAUAA